Messenger RNA from Penaeus monodon (black tiger shrimp), 2804 nucleotides. RefSeq names its product protein suppressor of white apricot-like (gene su(w[a])). Lineage: Eukaryota; Metazoa; Arthropoda; Malacostraca; Decapoda; Penaeidae. Gene Ontology annotation, biological process: mRNA 5'-splice site recognition; RNA processing. The record is from RefSeq and is a predicted model, not a curated record. Gene Ontology annotation, molecular function: RNA binding.
GGUCUCCAAAACAUGGCGUCCGAGUUCGGGCGAAUAGUGUGGGAAGGAAGACCAAAAGACACGAAUAAUGGCCAUGAAGAGCUUCUGGUAUUUGGAUAUUCGUGCAAAUUGUUUCGUGACAAUGAGAAGGCGCAAUAUGUGGAUAAAGGCGAACAUUUGAUUCCCUGGAUGGGCGAUAGCAGUCUCAUGGUUGACAGAUAUGACGUGCGUGGAGCUCUCUAUGACCUCAAGGAGGCUGAGUCAGGAGGAGGAGGAGAUCGAUGGGAAGGACUGACUGAAGAGGAGCGGGCAGAGGAAGAGAAGUGUGAUCAAGAGAGAUACCUUGCUCUAUACCAUGAUGAGUUCCAAUACCAAGAGUAUCAAGAUGAGGAAGCCAAACGGCUGAUGAGUGAACUGGGAUCUGAUACCUAUACCUACAGCCAGGUGGGUUUCAGCUAUGAUGGGCAGGCAGUUCUUGAGGGAGGUGUUGCCUUGACUGAAGAACAAAUACUGGAACAACAGGGAGCAUUACAGCAGCAGGCUGAACUUCAGCAGCAGCAACAACAGCAGCAGGAGCAAUAUAUGGGGUAUUUUCCAGAGGCUGAUGAAGAUACUUUUGUGCCACCGCCAGACUUGAACGUUCCACCUGGGAUGAUUGUGCCUGAGACUGUGAAGCAAAAUAAGAUCAUAGUGAAAACAUCCAAGUUCAUUGUGACACAAGGUGGACAGAUGGAGAUUGUAAUCAAGACAAAGCAAGCUGGAAACCCAAUGUUUAGUUUUCUCUCCUUUGACAAUCCAUUAAAUGCCUACUACAAGCAUAUGGUAUCCAUGAUAAAAAGUGGCAGGUAUCGGCCAAGUGAGGAAGCUGAGUCUGGAAGAAAUAGGAAAGAGAGUGAGGGAAGUGAAGGGCAGUACCUGCAUCCAAGCCUCUCAGCUGGCAUAAAGCCUGAUCUUGCACCUGGAACACCCACUGCCAUUCACAAGCCAACAGCUGAUUGUGCAUAUUCAAAACUGAUACACAAGAUCAAAGAAAAACAGAAAGGCACUGUAGUAGUAGAGGGUAAAGACUCACCAGCACCAGUACUGGUUGCUUCAUCAACGCCAGUAUCUGCAGCCUCGACAGAGGUUGGAGAUCCACUGAAGAAAAAAAAAUUACAGACAGACAUCACACCAGUAGGGUCUCCCAAGAUCACUAGCUUGGUUGACUAUCCGUCAUUCAGUCAGACAGCAGAACAUAAUUCAGAUGAUGAUGACAAUGAUUCGGAGAUGGAUGAAAAUGAACGUUGCCUAAGUAAAGAGAUGGACUGUCGAGACACAGAGUAUAGUAGCAUUAAAUGGCCCCCACCAGAAGUGCAAAUGGUCAUUGACAAGAUGGCCAGCUACAUCAUCAAGAAUGGUGCUGAUUUUGAAGCCAUGGUCAGAAGUCGAGAUGACCCCCGGUUUGAUUUUAUGAAGAAGGACCAUGAGUACUAUUCCUAUUACCGGUGUAAGAUUCGACUCUAUAAUGAAGUGUAUGGAGAUAUAUUCAAGGAAGGUGGAGAGGACAAGAGCAGAUCAGGUAGUAGUGAAGGAGGAGCAGGGAGCAGCACCAGCAAGAAGGACAAGCGAGGGAACAAUAAACAACCCUCGACCAUCAGCUUUUCAAUCAAGUCCCGGGAACAGGAGGUCAACCUGGAUCGGCACUCUACCUUCCCUGUGGAAUCCUCUUCCACAGAUGAUGAGGACAUGGAGGAGGAAGAGAGAGAAAGAAGACGGUUGGAGAGGGAAGAAAGGAGGAGGAAGAGAAAACUGAAGAAAAAGAAGGAAAGGGAGAGGAGGGAGAGAGAAGAAAGAGAGAGAAGAGAAAAAGAGGAGAAGGAGAGGUUGAUGGAGAAACCCGAUGAGUCAACUGAUGCAUCAGAUGAUAAUGAAGAUGUUUAUGACAUCUUCAAGUAUGCACAAGAAAUGGGCAAGAGCACUGAUGCAGAAGAACCACAAAAGCCAAACAAAAUCAGUGUUGAGUCCGAGAAGAAAGACUCUGACUCUUUGUCUGCCACCAAUGUGGUGCUUGAGGAUACCUACCCCUUCUGCCAACCUGAGAGAAAGCAACAGGAAAGGAGAAAAAAAGCAGCCAUGUUCCUGUCUCGGCUCAAGAAAGGUGGUGGAGAGGAGGAAGCUGUCAGUCAGCCAGCAUAUGGCCCACAACUGCCCCCUGAGAUAGCUGCCCAGAUCCUGAACUCAGCGUCUCAGUCGCCGCGGUCUUCCGUUACUAGCCCCAGGAGGUCGACACCCUCAAGGUCACGCUCUCACUCUGUCAGCCCUGGCCCAGGGAUCCCCAUGCCCCCCAGGGAAGCUCCAGCACCCCCUCCACCACCCCCACCCACCUUAUCUCCUGUACAGUCUGGACACACAGACAUGUUUGAUCCUUUCACAUACAAGGCUGGAACGGCAGAGGCAUCCUUGGCGCUAGCAUAUAAAAAUGAUAGAACAUCUGCUUUGGAGUCAUGUAUAGCUUCUGGUACAGAUUACAUAGAUCCUAGCAAGUCGACUGGGCUACAGGAAUCUUCUGUUCUGUCGGGAGCAAGUGAGGAGGGUCGUAGAAGCCAAAGUAUAGAGAUGAGGAGAAGCAAAUCCCGGCAAGUAGAGGCAUCUCACCGGGAGAAAACAAGGAGUCGCAAGAAGCAGCGCCGUGGAAGAUCAGAGAGUCGUUCCCCAAGCAGCCGGCGGGAUCGCAAGAAACGCAAAAGAUCGAGAUCGCGGUCUCGCCGACAUAAGAAGCGACGAUCACGUUCAAGAUCACACUCAAAAACACAUAGCCGGUCUUCCCACAAGAAGAAGCGCAGAAA